This is a messenger RNA of Trichoderma aggressivum f. europaeum, 1749 nucleotides long. RefSeq lists its product as uncharacterized. Gene Ontology annotation, molecular function: Hsp90 protein binding. The transcript is spliced from 4 exons. Lineage: Eukaryota; Fungi; Ascomycota; Sordariomycetes; Hypocreales; Hypocreaceae. The coding region runs from base 1 to 1749 and encodes 582 amino acids. The record is from RefSeq and is a predicted model, not a curated record.
AUGGCUUCCGCAGACGAGCUCAAAGCUCUGGGCAACAAGGCCAUCGCCGAGAAGAACUUUGACGAGGCAAUCGACAAGUUCACCAAGGCCAUCGCUCUUCAGCCCGAAAACCACAUCCUCUACUCCAACCGAUCUGCCGCCUAUGCCUCCAAGAAGGACUGGGACAAGGCGCUUAAGGACGCCGAAAAGACGACCGAGAUCAAGCCAGACUGGCCCAAGGGCUGGGGGCGCAAAGGCGCUGCUCUUCACGGCAUGAAUGAUCUCUUCGGAGCCGUUGAUGCGUACGAGGCCGGUCUCAAACAUGACCCAAACAACGCACAGCUCAAGAGCGGUCUCGCCUCUGUUGAGAAGGCCCUGCCGGGCCAAGAAGGCGGCGGACUCGAUCCCACCGGCGGAAUUGGAAACAUGUUCAAGGACCCGAAGCUCAUUCAGAAGCUUGCCUCCAACCCCAAGACGAGCGGCUUCCUUGCCGACCCCACAUUCAUGGCCAAGCUGCAGCAAGUUCAGCAAAAUCCCCUCAACUCGCAGGAUCUUUUCAGCGAUCCCAGAAUGAUUCAAGUGUUGGGUGUCCUGAUGGGCGUUGACAUGGAAAUGCGAGACAGUGCUCCCGAGGGUAGCGAGUCUUAUGUUGUGGCUGAUGAUAAGGACACUCCCAUGACGGAUGCACCCAAGCAGCCCGAGCCAAAGAAGGCGCCCGUACCCGAGCCGGAACCAGAGCUGGACGAAGAAGCUCUAGAGAAGAAGAAGAAGAAGGAAGAGGCCGACAAGGAGAAGGCCCUCGGCACGGAGAACUACAAGAAGCGAAAGUUUGACGAGGCUAUCGAGCAUUACAGCAAGGCAUGGGAGACCUACCAGGAUAUCACCUACCUUAACAACCUUGGCGCAGCUUACUUCGAGAAGGGAGACUACGACAAGUGUAUCGAGUCCUGCCAAAAGGCAAUCGACGAAGGCCGACUUAUCUAUGCCGACUUCAAGCUGAUUGCCAAGAGCUAUGCCCGUAUCGGCACCGCCUACGAGAAGAAGGGAGACCUUGCUCAAGCAGUCGAAAACUACAACAAAUCUUUGACCGAGCACCGAACCCCCGAUGUUUUGAACAAGCUCCGUGCUGCCGAGCGAGCAAAGGCUGAGGCUUCCAAGCAGGCAUACAUUGAUCCUGCCAAGGCUGAGGAGGCCCGUGAAGAGGGCAACAAGAAGUUCAAGGACAUGGAUUUCCCCGGCGCAGUAGCCGCCUACUCUGAGAUGGUCAAGCGAUCACCCGAAGACCCCAGAGGAUACAGCAACCGCGCUGCCGCCUUUGUCAAGCUCUUUGAGUUUCCAAGUGCGCUGGAUGACUGCAACCUGGCCAUCAAGAAGGACCCAACCUUCAUCCGGGCCUAUAUCCGAAAGGCCCAGGCCUACUUUGGCAUGCGGAAAUACUCCGAGUGCGUGGAUGCCUGCGACGAGGCACUGCAGGUUGAUGCAGAGCAUCACAAGGGCGCCAACGCUCGCGAAAUUGAGCAGCAGCAGCAGAAGGCUUUCUCAGCCAUGUACUCUGCCCGAGAGAACGAGUCAGAGGAGCAGACUCGACAGAGGCUGGCUCAAGACCCAGAGAUUAUGGGCAUAAUGCAAGAUCCGGUUAUGCAGUCCAUCCUGCAGCAAUCGCAGUCUGACCCCAUGGCGCUCCAAGAGCACAUGAAGAACCCGAGCGUGCGAUCCAAGAUCCAGAAGCUGAUAGCUGCUGGUGUCAUCAGAGUUGGAGGCCGACAUUGA